AGGGAGGGUGUGCGCUGCUCGUGUCAGAUUCGGAGUCCCGGCGGCUCACCUUCGCGCCAAGGAUCCCGAGCCCAGCUUCCUGCUGAAGCUUUUUCCCUCCUCGGCGGGCCGACUGCCUCUGCGAACUGGGCGCCCCCACCCUGUUCUGCAGCGCCCUGCAUCUCCCCCAGCCCGGGGCCCCUUCCUGCAUUUCCUCUGUGGUGUGCUGAUCCAGGGGACUUUCUGUUUCCUCCUUUUCCCUCUUUGUUGCUCUAAAACCAUUCAAGCCCAAACCCCCGACUCCGGAGAGAGUUCGACUUCUCCAGAAAGGGGGCUGCCGCGGACGACACCGGUACCUCCUGCGGACCCGAAAGCCGGUGCGCCCACCCCGCCUGCCCUAUCCGCCGCCUGCCUUCGUUCGCCGGAGGAAGCCCGCCGAGAGUUCAUUGAUGCACCCAUUCCAGUGGUGUAACGGUGAUAUAGAUUGGGCUUGGAGCUGACUCCACCCAUGCUACCUUAAAGGAGGGCCUUUCCUUGCAGGGUGUUUCUGUGGCCUGGGACUGGUUAGUACCAACAAGUCCUGCUCCAUGCCACCCAUCAGUUUCCAGGACCUGCCUCUCAACAUCUACAUGGUCAUCUUCGGCACAGGCAUCUUCGUCUUCAUGCUCAGCCUCAUCUUCUGCUGCUAUUUUAUCAGCAAACUCCGGAACCAGGCCCAGAGUGAGCGAUAUGGCUAUAAGGAGGUGGUGCUUAAAGGAGAUGCGAAGAAGUUGCAGUUAUAUGGGCAGACCUGUGCAGUCUGUCUGGAAGACUUCAAGGGCAAGGAUGAGCUCGGUGUGCUCCCGUGCCAACAUGCCUUUCACCGGAAGUGUCUGGUGAAGUGGCUGGAAGUACGCUGUGUCUGCCCGAUGUGUAACAAGCCCAUCGCCGGGCCCUCCGAGGCCACUCAGAGCAUCGGGAUCCUGUUGGAUGAGCUGGUGUGAGUGUUGGCCUCUGCACCAAGACCUGGAGAAGACCCAUUGCCUCCCGGGUGCCUGGUCCCUCUGCACAGCUGCCGUGAACAAGACUGCUGGGUGGGGACUGACCUGCUUCUCUGAAGGGGCGCUAAUGCAGGGCUGGUCCCCCACCGUCAGGGUGAGACCAGAGUUGCCCCACCUUUCUGCCUCCUGAAGCCGCCUUCCCUGCUACUCGGAACUAAUGGCAUCACCCAUAAAGAACACUGUAUCCU
Lontra canadensis (Northern American river otter) is the source of this 1207-nucleotide messenger RNA. It is a transcript of the gene RNF122, whose product is annotated as ring finger protein 122. The coding region runs from base 567 to 962 and encodes 131 amino acids. The record is from RefSeq and is a predicted model, not a curated record. The transcript is spliced from 7 exons. NCBI's taxonomy places the organism in Eukaryota, Metazoa, Chordata, Mammalia, Carnivora, Mustelidae.